AGAAAACCUCUCGAGAAACCGCUAAAAGAAGUGAAAAUAUCUUCCCCUGUUUUGCUGAGAAAUCGGAUGAGCAGAAACCCAAGGCAAGAACAGCGGGAAUAAUCAAAUCAACUGAUACCCACCGCCAAAAUGGCUUCAUCUUCCAUUUUCUCUGCUCGAAAUCCCCCUUCAAGCGCUGCUUCCACUAUCCUCACACAUUUCAGGACCCAUUUGAGCCAAUCUUUCUCUUUUACUUCAAUCUCGAUUUCUUGCCCCAAAACCCAUAGCUCAUCUCUCUGCCGAGCAGCCAAGCAACAGAGCGGGUCGACAAAGAAGAACUCAUCCACUGCCACCAACAAAAAGAAGAAAAAGGGAGACGACCGCGGUGGGUUUUCGAAAAAAUGGAGUGUAGAUGAAGAAAUUGAAGACGAGGGCGACGUUUUCGGUGAUGAAUUGGAUGAACAUGAUAUUGUACGUUCCGGGGUUCGUUACCAACCGUUGCCGCUUCCUAAACCCCCAGCUGGUUUUGUUGUGGAUGAACAAGGGAAGGUUCUCAUAGCUUCCAACAAACGAAUCGUAACUUUGAUAGAUCCCAGUAAUAACUUCCCACUGGAGUGCUCUGUCAGAAGGGUGUUUAGAAGUUCAGGAGAGGAUGAGUGUAUGCUGCUUUGCCCUGUUGAUACGCCUGUUCAAAUUCUGAAGAGCAAGAACGUUGAAGGAUGGUCAGCUAUUAGUGAUGAAGAAGUUGAAGCUAUUCUUCCCACAGCUGCGUACGCACUUGCCAAGAUUCACAUGCAUUUGGUACAUAGUGGAUUUUGUUAUACAGCAAGGGGUGGGUUUUGCUAUACUGAGGAUGAUAUAUUUGAAUUCCAUACAGAUGAUGGUCAAGAUGUGGAUGGCUUGCCAACUGAAGGCAUAGAGAUUACAUGCUUCCAUAUGGAUGGAAGCCAUUAUAUGAUUUAUACACCUUCUGAUCCCCUUCUCUUCGUUGUCAAGAAGGAUCAGAGUGGCCAACUGCAAAUUGCUGAUGAUGAUCUACUCGAGGACCCGGCUGUUGUUGGUGCGAUAGAUGAGGAGACAGAAUUCAAUGCCUUGGUGGAAGAAGAAGCAGCCCUUCUGGAUACCUUAUCAGGGAAAAGAUGAUCAAUGAGUAAUGCUUCAUCAGAGAGUAAUGCUUAUUUUCAGUCUAGUUUUUUAGUUGGUCAUCUAUGCAUGUAUAGUUUCAGUCUUGUUCUUAUUUUCCUUCCUUGUACUACCAAGUUCAAUAUUGUUGUUUACAUUACCAAAAUUUAAGAUCACUUUAUUUUCACAUUUAAUCAAAUAUCAGAUGUGGGUCUCCUUUUUCUUUA
This is a messenger RNA of Impatiens glandulifera, 1328 nucleotides long. RefSeq lists its product as uncharacterized. The record is from RefSeq and is a predicted model, not a curated record. Lineage: Eukaryota; Viridiplantae; Streptophyta; Magnoliopsida; Ericales; Balsaminaceae. Bases 130 to 1122 code for a protein of 330 amino acids. The transcript is spliced from 10 exons.